Papaver somniferum (opium poppy) is the source of this 1248-nucleotide messenger RNA. Its product is annotated as cytokinin riboside 5'-monophosphate phosphoribohydrolase LOG1-like. Gene Ontology annotation, cellular component: cytosol; nucleus. NCBI's taxonomy places the organism in Eukaryota, Viridiplantae, Streptophyta, Magnoliopsida, Ranunculales, Papaveraceae. The record is from RefSeq and is a predicted model, not a curated record. The transcript is spliced from 5 exons. Gene Ontology annotation, molecular function: hydrolase activity, hydrolyzing N-glycosyl compounds. Bases 190 to 900 code for a protein of 236 amino acids. Gene Ontology annotation, biological process: cytokinin biosynthetic process.
UAUAUAAAGACAUCUCUGGUCUGUGCUCUGUCAAGUCUGUUCUCCUGCCUCUCAUUCAUAUUCCUGGUUUGAGUUUCCAGUUUGUACACGAUUCAACGCUCGCUUCACCUUACUCAAAUUCUCUCUGAUCUGUCUCUACUCCCCAGCUGUUCUAUUAAAGAAGAGUGAAUAUAUAAGUUUGGAUUACACAUGAGCUCUGAUCCUGUAAUUGUUAUGGAAAACCAAAUAAUACAACAUCAACCGUUGAUGAGGAUCACAAUGAGAUCAAGAUUUAAACGUGUAUGUGUCUUCUGUGGGAGUAGUCCUGGCAACAAACCUACUUACCAACUUGCUGCAAUUCAGCUUGGCAAUGAAUUGGUGGAGAGAAAUAUUGAUCUUGUUUAUGGAGGAGGAAGUAUUGGUCUCAUGGGUCUCGUCUCUCAAUCUGUUUAUGACGGAGGUCGUCAUGUUCUGGGGGUAAUUCCAAAAACGCUCAUGCCUAGAGAGAUAACUGGUGAAACAGUAGGAGAAGUGAGAACGGUUUCCGGUAUGCACCAACGGAAAGCAGAAAUGGCACGUCAUGCCGACGCUUUCAUUGCGUUGCCAGGUGGUUACGGAACGUUGGAAGAACUACUGGAGGUUAUCACUUGGGCUCAGUUAGGAAUUCACGAUAAACCUGUAGGGUUGCUGAACGUGGAUGGAUACUACAAUUCCUUACUAAGUUUUAUAGAUAAAGCCGUGGAUGAAGGCUUCAUAUCCCCUGCUGCAAGGCAUAUCAUUGUUUCAGCUCCUACUGCACACGAACUUGUGUCCAAGCUCGAGGAGUAUGAGCCGAAGCAUUGCGGCGUAGCUUCAAAAGUAAGCUGGGAAAUGGAGCAGCAAUAUUCAUCCAGUAACUGUAAAUCAGACAUUGCUCGGUAGAUGAUUAAACGGUUCGUUUACAGAUAAAAAAAAAAGGCUGUAAAUGCUUACUAUUUAUCUUCUUCUGAUCAUAGAUACAAAUCCCAUACAUCUGAUUAAUAUCAACAUUCAUACAAAAUUACACACUCUGCACAGUGCUCCUUUUAGUUCACUGUGGGGGUCAAUUUGGUGAAUUUUCAUUUUUCUUUUUUCGUUGUUUUGAAGAUUAGAAUUAACCUUCAGAACAUUAGGCUAGCAAGAUCAGUUGUUUUUUCAAUUUUCUUUCAUAAUUAGUAUUUAUUAAUGAACGGAUUUUGUUGUAAAGUAGUAAAUGUUCAAUAAAUAAGAUUUUGUUGGACUUACAUGUAA